This is a messenger RNA of Etheostoma spectabile (orangethroat darter), 4159 nucleotides long. It is a transcript of the gene avl9, whose product is annotated as AVL9 homolog (S. cerevisiase). Gene Ontology annotation, cellular component: cytoplasm. The record is from RefSeq and is a predicted model, not a curated record. NCBI's taxonomy places the organism in Eukaryota, Metazoa, Chordata, Actinopteri, Perciformes, Percidae.
AGCCUCUCGCGCCGUUCCUCCUCUGACUCAGUGGGGACGAGGCGGAAGAGAGGCUCAUCUCCGCGCCGCCGUGUUGUGCUUCUGUCCGCCCGUCUGGUCUGCUGCAGGUCGGCUGUGUUUACACCCGAGCCCCCGAGCUCCAAACAACGCAGGACGGACUGAACAUCCGGGGUAGGGGGGGCAUGGAGUCUCACGGCAGAGACGACCUCAAGGGGCCGGUGCUGCACAUCGUCGUGGUUGGAUUCCACCACAAGAAGGGCUGCCAGGUCGAGUUCUCGUACCCGCCGUUGAUGCCAGCCGAGGGCCACGACAGUAACCUGCUGCCGGAGGAGUGGAGGUACCUGCCGUUCCUGGCUCUUCCUGACGGAGCGCACAACUACCAGGAAGACACUGUGUAUUUUCACCUUCCGCCCCUCAAUGAAGACAUGAAGUGUGUUUACGGAGUGUCCUGUUAUCGCCAAAUAGAAGCAAAGGCCCUGAAGGUCCGACUGGCUGACGUCACCAGGGAGACGGUUCAGAAGAGCGUCUGCGUCCUCAGUCGAGUGCCGCUCUACGGUCUGCUCCAAGCUAAACUCCAGCUCAUCACACACGCCUACUUCGAGGAGAAAGACUUCUCCCAGAUCUCGAUUUUAAAGGAACUGUACGAACACAUGAAUGCCUCUGGGGGCUCGGCUCUGGAGGGAUCGCAGGUUUAUCUAGGUUUAUCACCCAGAGAUUUAAUACUGCACUUUCGACACAAGAUUCUCAUCCUCUUCAAGCUCAUUCUGCUGGAGAAGAAGGUCCUGUUCUACGUGUCUCCUGUCAACAGACUAGUAGGAGCUCUGAUGACAGUUUUAUCGCUGUUUCCAGGUAUGAUCGAGCACGGCCUGGUGGACUCGUCCCACUACCGGCCAAAGAGCAGCCUGACCGAGGACCUGAGUCUGGCGGAGAGCGUCUCCGGAGCCGAGGAGUUCGUCUCCGUGUCCGUCAGCGACAUCGCCAACACCAAGCUGGAGACGGAGGCGGGGGAGACCGCCCAGCCGGCCGCGGGGUCUCCGUCCUCCGGGAACAGCAACGAGAGGGACAACCACCUCCUCAAACCCCCGUCACGCACCUCUCCAGAGUCCUCGGAGAGCGACUGGGAGACUCUGGACCCCAGCGUGUUGGAAGACAGUCCCAAAGAGGCGGCCGAGGGGAAAGAGACGGAGCCCCUGGACGCGUUCGACUCCAAGCCGGGGACGCCCAUCACCGUGCAGCCGCUGUCAGGCAGCGGGCAGGGGGGGGUGGUCCAGGGCCUGGUGUCUGGUCUGGAGGAGGAUCAGUACGGCCUGCCGCUCCCCAUCUUCACUAAGGGUUACCUGUGUCUGCCCUACAUGGCCCUGCAGCAGCAUCACCUCCUAUCAGACGUGGCGGUGCGCGGCUUCGUUGCCGGGGCGACCAACAUCCUCUUCCGCCAGCAGAGGCACCUCAGUGAUGCCAUCGUUGAGGUGGAAGAAGCUGGGGUCCACAUCCAGGACCCCGAGCUCCGGAAGAUCCUGAGCCUGACGACGGCGGACCUACGCUUCGCCGACUACCUGGUCAAACACGUGACGGAGAACCGCGACGACGUGUUCCUGGACGGCACGGGCUGGGAGGGCGGAGACGAGUGGAUCCGAGCCCAGUUCACCCUCUACCUCCACUCCCUACUGUCCUCCACCUUACAGCAAGAUAACGAGCGGCUGCUGGCGGAUUACGGCGCUCCGUUCGUCGCGGCCUGGAAGAUCACCCACAACUACCGCGUGUGGCACAGCAACAAGCACCCCGCCAUGGCCGCCAUCACCCCGGGACACCCGUUCCAGGGCCAGUACAGUGUUGCUGAUGUGAAACUACGACUCUCACACUCGGUGCAGAACAGCGAGAGAGGGAAGAAGAUCGGAAACGCCAUGAUGACCACCAGUCGCAGUGUGGUCCAGACGGGGAAGGCAGUGGGUCAGUCCGUGGGCGGAGCGUUGACCAGCGCCAAGUCGGCCAUGUCCUCCUGGUUCUCCACCCUGGCCCAGCCUGCAGCCGUGACCCCCCCGGCGUAUCCGGAGCCCGCCACAGAGGUCCACCCCUGAAACCAAACCCCCCCCCCCCGGUCCUCCGUCUCCGACUCUGUCCUCGUCCUUCUGAUCUUCUGGCUACGGAGAAGCUUUGAGGGCCAGUGGACCGAGAGCUGCUUUUAUGAAUGAGAAAUGGGUUUUAAGUCUGGACCAUGAAGCCUGACGUCCUGGUGCGUGGCGGCGCUACUCCGGACAGGAAGGCAAGCGCUGCGGUUAUACUAACUGUACAGUCCAUGUCCACUGUGAGGCAGAGGCGGCCAGGGCUUUGAACCCAUCGCGUCCGGCCCUCUGUUUUUAUUGCUGGAUGCUUUUUCUGUGAGACACUAAAGAUGCUGUCAUAGGGGUUUUGCGGUGUUCACUCUUUUGCUGCAUAUUUCUAGAGUUUGUCUAUAUAACUGACUAUUUUGCUCACAGAGAAAUUAUGUUAAAACGUCACUGUUACAGGAUUUGACCGACAGCAUGAGCUGUGGCACCUUGAAGAUUUUUAACGGUUUAGAUUUUAAACUCAGCCUGGCUCAUGUUCAACGAUGUCUCUGUAAACGUAGUGCGAGGCAAAGUCCCCCCCCCACUUCCGUUGUCCCUCACGGGACCUUAUUUUGGAAGAAAUACAUACAGUAGUCGACGGCGAGGGUCAAAUAAUUUGACCACACAAAUUAAUUUUCAUUUCCACGCUUGAAACCAGCAGCCAAAUGUUCCUUUAGGGGCUCCGUAGAAUUGUGCCAUGAAUUACACAUACAAUAUUUGUCAAUUUAAAAGCUACUUUUGUAAGCCAAGAAAGGUAAAGUUUGUUGUAGUACCAAUUCGUUUUGUGUGAAACCGCUUCGUUGUCUUCAUCUCUCGUCCCGCUUGCUCAAUAUACGUCACCUUGCUAGCUAGCUAGCUAGCAUCAUUGAACAUGCCAGCUAACUAGCUAGUUAGGUACCUUAGCUAUGUUCCACAUACAAAAAUUACUUUCUUACUUUAUGUGUUUUAUUCAGCAAUUUUUAUCCAACAAGCAAGAUCCGUUGCUAGUGUAGCGUUACAUCCCAGUAUGAAACACACAGGCAUCGUAGCCUCAGUGUGACGUCACCUAAUCUUUCAAAGUUUUACAACAAACAGACUUUCUUGACUUGCAAAGUUGUCUUUUGAAUUGACAAACAUAUGUUUAAUUCAUGGCACAAUUCAAACAGGAUCAAAACAUUGUUUCUUUCUUGUCGUUUACUACUGUACGUAUUCUUUUCUGAAAUACGGUCCCAUGUCGGUCCACCGGAAAGGGAGUGACUUUGCAUCUCUAUUGUGGUUGUUGUGGUAACAGCCUGCGUUCCUGUGUAAAGACACACACGUAGACGGACUAGCUAAAGAACUAACAGCUAACAAUUAUUUAUAUUAUUGAUCAAUUUGUUGAUAACAUUUAUGAUUAUUAGGUUGCAAAUGUCAGAAAAUAGUGAAAAUGUCCACAACCGAACCAAAGUGACAUCUCUAGUGCCAAAAAUAUGACAAUAUAUAUAUAUAUAUAUAUAUAAAAAAAUAUUUUUAGCUAGCUAAUUAAUUUAAAUUAAGUGUAAGAUAUAAAGCUUCGUACCUUUCCUUUUAACCUCCAAACAGUUGGCUAAAACUAAAAACUAAUAGUGGCUAAAGCAUUUUAGCUAGCAAAAAACAAUAACAAACAUAGCUAGCUAAUGCUACUUUUAAGUAUUUUUGUUACGUCUGUUCGACAUAGGGAGCAUUAAAUCAUACACAUUUAUAAAAUGGCCAUGACUUGAAAAUAACAUAAAGUUAUAAAGAUAUAAGCAUGGUGCCCGUAAACGUCCAAAUAGUGUUAGCUAGCUAACUUUGUUAGCAUUGGCUUGCUGGCUAACAUGCUUUAGCUAGUGUUUCAAGCGUGAUACUUGUAACUUAUGGUGUACAGGAUAUGGUGUGAAGAAGAUCUUUGUUACCAUUCACCGCACUGGCUGAUGUAGUUUCAUCACAAACGUUAGCUUUAGCAAGGUAGCUAGCUUAAAAGGCUGGCGCUCAGUGUGUUUAGCUAGCCCUGUUUUCAGCUAAGCUAGCUAGCUAGCCACACGGCGUAAUGAAACGUGGAAAGGGAAAAAAGAUAAUUGAUUAAAUAUGUGCCAAAA